CCGAGCGAAGGACAGAGGCUAACGUUCAGAGAGGAAGCGGGGCCAGUUCGAUCCUUUACGGCUGAUUCUGUGGCUGUUUCUGCGCCUCGGGCCGGCCGCCCCCUCGAGUACCGUAAUUACAGCCCCCGCAUCCGCACCCCACGUCGCACUUCUUGGCCUCAGGCCCCAGCCCUGAGAUUUUCCUGCAGAGCAGUAGAAAGUCCCGGAGGCAGCCUGCACUCCCGGCGAGAAGCAUCCAAGUGCGGCCAGGUGUGCCAGCUCAACCCCAUCCAGAUGUUACCUUCCGGUGAGACCCUCACGCCCUCUCCCCGGAGCUUUGGGAGAGUCAAAGCUGUGACCUCCGUUUUGAACAGGGGAUCUGAAAUCUCACCCCAGCCCUGGUUCUUUGGCAUCAGCCCUCUGCUUUCCAUAAAAUAUUGUUGAGCGACAGAGGGAUGGAUGAUAAGGCUGAAUGGAUGAAUAAAUGAGCGAUCGAAAACUGAAGGCACCGCCCCCCCCCCGGCGCGCCUCGGGCGGCCCCUGCAAACCGCACCCUCCUUGCGCGCCAGGAACCCGCUGCGGAACCCAAAGGCGGCGGCAGCGGUUUCCCUUCAAAGAGCAGCGGAAUCUUGAGCGAGCACACAGGAAAGGCAGCUUGCGCGCGGGACCCGCCUUGCAAAUCCCUGAGAGAAGAUGACUGUGUUCUUUAAAACACUUCGAAAUCAUUGGAAGAAAACUACAGCUGGGAUCUGCCUGCUGACAUGGGGAGGCCACUGGCUCUAUGGAAAACACUGUGAUAACCUACUAAGGAGAGCAGCCUGUCAAGAAGCUCAGGUGUUUGGCAAUCAACUUAUUCCUCCCAAUGCACAAGUGAAGAAGGCAACCGUCUUUCUCAAUCCUGCCGCUUGCAAAGGCAAAGCCAGGACUCUAUUUGAAAAAAAUGCUGCCCCGAUUUUACACUUAUCUGGCAUGGAUGUGACUGUCGUUAAGACAGAUUAUGAGGGCCAAGCCAAGAAGCUCCUGGAACUGCUGGAAAGCACAGAUGUGAUCGUUGUUGCUGGAGGAGAUGGGACUUUGCAGGAGGUUAUAACUGGAGUUCUUCGAAGAGCAGAUGAGGCUACCUUCAGUAAGAUUCCCAUUGGAUUUAUCCCACUGGGCCAGACCAGUAGUUUGAGUCAGACACUCUUUGCCGAAAGUGGAAACAAAGUCCAACAUAUUACAGAUGCUACACUUGCCAUUGUGAAAGGAGAGACAGUUCCACUUGAUGUCUUGCAGAUCAAGGGUGAAAAGGAACAGCCAGUGUUUGCACUGACCGGCCUUCGAUGGGGAUCCUUCCGAGAUGCUGGCGUCUCAGUUAGCAAGUACUGGUAUCUUGGGCCUCUAAAAACCAAAGUAGCCCACUUUUUCAGCACUCUUAAGGAGUGGCCUCAGACUCAUCAAGCCUCUCUCUCAUACACGGGACCUACAGAGCGACCUCCCGGUGCAGCAGAAGAGACCCCUCCACGGCCCUCUUUGUACAGGAGGAUAUUACGAAGGCUCGCAUCCUACUGGGUCCAGCCGCAGGACGCCCCCCAAGAGGUGAGCCCAGAGGUCUGGAAGGAAGUGCAGCUGUCCACCCUUGAACUGUCCAUCACGACCCGGAACAGUCAGCUUGACCUGGCAAGCAAAGAAGACUUUAUGAACAUCUGCAUGGAACCCAACACGGUCAGCAAAGGAGACUUCAUAAGUAUAGGAAGUAAAAAGGUGAGAGACCCCAAGGUGCGUGCUGACGGCACCGAGUGUCUUCAGGCCAGCCGCUGCACUUUGCUUCUUCCUGAGGGAGCAGGGGGCUCCUUCAGCAUCGACAGCGAGGAGUACGAGGCGAUGCCCGUGGAGGUGAAACUGCUCCCCGGGAAACUACGGUUCUUCUGUGACCCUCGGAAGAGGGAGCAGCUGCUGCAAAGCACGGCCCAGUGAGCGGGCUGCAAGUGGGCGCCCGAGACUGCACUUUAGGCUACCCUGGGACCAAAAGGGAACCAAGGCCUCCCCGUCCCUGCAGCGCUGUCAGAGGACCCCAAGGGCCUGUUCAUGGCAAGUACCCCCGACCCUCCUCUCUAGUGCUUCCCAGCUUUGCAGCCAGCUUCCCAGCAGCGCAUGCUUUCACUCUGCUGUGACAGUCCGUCCCUUCUAAAUACUGCUUUUCCUCAGGCUAGUUCCAGGAAAUCCCCACCCUCAAUGGAUGGAGAAGGGCUAGACCUUGUUAGCUCCCCUGAGUGGGAAGCAGGAUCCUGGGCUGAGUGGCUCUUCCUCUCCUGUUGGGCUCUAUGGCCGCCCUGGGAAGUCUAGGGAAGCGCCUGCCUUCUGCCGCCUCGUCCCGUUCCCCGGGCUCCUCCAUGGGUGCUGCUACUUUGUGAGCUCCAAUUCUUAGCGUCUUUCAGUUCUCUCCUUAAUCAAAAACAUACCUGAGGUGUUUCCCUCUUCAGCCAUGGCUGAAAUACUGUAAAAUACUCGUUUUUUCCCCUGAAGUAGUGCUUCUUAAAUGUUGGUUUGCAUGAGAACCACCUGGGGUGCAUGUUGAAAACUGACUUACUUGGGGCCCAACCCAAAUCUAGUAACUCAGUCUGGGGCUGGAGCCCAGGAAUCUGCAUUUUUAAAAAGGUGUCCACCUUCCCCAGGUGGUUCUACUACAAGAGGUGUCCCCCAAACUGAACAGGACCCAGUCUUGUAAAGCAGUGGUCCACACACUAUUCUGCUUAUGUACUUCCUAAAAGUAUUUUGAAACAUCAUGUAUCCCCUCAGUUUAAGCUGACAGCUAAAAUUUUUCAUGGGAAGUUAGUUGCCAAAGUAUAUACUUUCUGGUGUCAUGUAAAUAUUGAUAUUUUAAAAUAAAACUGUUACAUCACUGUCUUAAACAUAUUCAGUGUAAUUGAAAUACAUAACAAUUUAACACUCAUCCUCCAUUUACAAAAAUGAGUGAGUGUCAUUGAAAAUGUCAAUUAUCCUUGUAUGUGUAUCUCCAAACCACUUUCAGCAAAGAAUGCUAUCAUAAUGUAAUGUUUUUAUGCUUGAAAUUUUCUUUCCAUUGGACCUAUCUUCUUGCCAACAAAAAAUGUAAGUGGAAGUAACUUUUUUUUUAGUUCUUCAAGUGU
This is a messenger RNA of Eubalaena glacialis (North Atlantic right whale), 3107 nucleotides long. It is a transcript of the gene AGK, whose product is annotated as acylglycerol kinase. Gene Ontology annotation, cellular component: TIM22 mitochondrial import inner membrane insertion complex; mitochondrion. Gene Ontology annotation, biological process: ceramide biosynthetic process; protein insertion into mitochondrial inner membrane. The transcript is spliced from 18 exons. The record is from RefSeq and is a predicted model, not a curated record. Gene Ontology annotation, molecular function: ceramide kinase activity; ATP-dependent diacylglycerol kinase activity; acylglycerol kinase activity. Bases 673 to 1935 code for a protein of 420 amino acids. NCBI's taxonomy places the organism in Eukaryota, Metazoa, Chordata, Mammalia, Artiodactyla, Balaenidae.